CCUCCACCUAUCUCCUCCUUCGCACUUCCAGCUACAUAUAUUCGAUCGAAACUAUUUUUUCAGACUAAAACUUCAAGUUGUUCUACAAUGGCCGCCGCCGCCGCCGCCUCCACAAAGUCUCUAAUAAUUGGCUCCCUUCUCAUCUCGUUUCUCGCCAUCCAGCUAGCUCAUGCUGAUCAUCCGCCGGCACCGGCGCCCUAUGCUCCCAAAUUCGAUUGUGGGGGUGCUUGCGACGCCAGGUGUCAGUUAUCCAGCAGGCCCAACCUAUGCAAGAGAGCUUGUGGGACUUGCUGCGUCCGGUGCAGCUGUGUUCCUCCCGGCACAGCCGGUAACUACGACAAGUGCCCUUGCUACGCCGGUUUGACCACCCACGGCGGUGUCCGCAAGUGCCCUUGAUGAUAAGUGUUUUGUUCCGGUCGCCGGAGAGAGAGGAAGGAGAAAGAGGGUUAGAUGUACUGCUUCUUGUAAUUUGUGUGUAUGUUUCCGUUUUUUUUUUUUUUCUUCUUCUUCUUCUUCUUGUUACAGGGUACUGUUAAAGUGUCAUUAGAGGUAAAAUCACGAGUGCGAGGAAAUCCGGUGAUAAAAGGCAAUAAAAGCUAAAUGGAUGUUAUUUGUCACGUAAAUGUCAAGGUCUGAAUGUGACUUUGGACUUUGUUCAAGCAUUAAUUAUUAUUUUUAUCGUUACAAUGUCGAUUACUUUCUUGGGGCUUGGAGUUAUUUUAUUGGGUAAUAAAAUUAUAUGUAGGGAUGGCAACGGGGCGGAUCGGGGGCGGGUACCUACCUCCCGAUCCCCGCCCGUCAAGACUGACGGAUUUCCCCGUCCCCGUUCGUGUAGUUUAAUCGGGGGGAUUUUGUCUACCGUCCCCGUGAGCAGACGGAUCCGGAUAACCCACGGAUCACGAACCAAGGAUUUGAGAUGCAGGUGCGAUUGGAGAUGCAGGCCCGAUUUUGGGGAAGAAGAGGAAGAGAGAAGAUCAGAGUGAUUGGAACAGGCGUGAUAGGAGAUACGGGCGCGAUUUUGGCGUUGCAGGAUUUUGGUGAUGGUGGCGUAGAGUUGCAGUAGCGUAGGGAGGCGGGGAAGAAGAGGAAGAGAAAAGAAGGGAGGAGUGACUGGAGGAAGAAGAGGAAGAGUGGAGAGGGAAGGGGUGACUGGAGCCGAUUAGAAGAGGGAGGAAGGAUAGGAAGAAGAGGAAGAGUGAAGAGGUAAGGUUAACAGUUGGUUGCAAUGAAGAUUAGGGUUUUUUAACCCUCAUUUAGUUUAUAUAUUAGUGUCCAAAACGAGGUCGUUUUGGAGGAUCGGGCGGGGACGGGGCGGAUACCACGAGAUCCAUCACCACCCGUUGCCCGUUACUCACGGAUUUCGGGUAUGCCCGAAUCCGCCCUUUACCCACGAUGGACGGGUAAAAUGCUAACCAGAUGGGUGGGUUUCGGGUGGGUAUCCGGCGGGUCGGCCAAUGUUGCCAUCCCUAAUUAUAUGGUAAUUAAAGGAUUUAAUUCUC
Linum trigynum is the source of this 1499-nucleotide messenger RNA. The record is from the annotation of a GenBank genome assembly. Lineage: Eukaryota; Viridiplantae; Streptophyta; Magnoliopsida; Malpighiales; Linaceae.